AUGCGCGACCUUGCACUCUUUCGUGCCGCUCGCUCGCCGGUGCGCGGCGCAUGGCCUCCCGCGCGGCUCGCGCUCACUCGGCCUGCCUCCGCCUCACGGCUGGCUGAGCAUGCCAUGGGUCCGCCUGGUGCGGCGCUGCUCGCUCGCUGCGCUGCACAAAGCUGCGAGAAGCAGGGUGGCCUCCUGAGCUUGAGCAUGGCGCAGCGCGGCUGCUGGUGCUCGAGGGCGGCCGUGCAGUGGCGUGAGGGCCUGAUUGGUGGUGACCUCGUGCUGCUUCAGCGUGCGCAGCAUGCUCCCUCACCCGGUGCUGAGACAUGCUGGUGGGCGACUGGCGCCAGCUUCUCAGUGCUGUCCCUGGCGUUGUGCAGCAUGUCGCAAUACUCCUGCUGCGCUGACCGGCGCGCGGGGCGCGUCGUGCCGCGAGAGGAGCGAGAGGCUCGAGGCGCGCGGCUGUCGGUCAACCCUGCGGCGCAUGCGCGCCGCCAAGGCUGCUCGACAGGCGACUGGCAUUGUGGCGACGCGGUCGCCGUUACUCCAACUUUGCUUUGCCGAUCAAAAGCGCCCGUCCUUUCCUUUUUAGCCGCCGAAAUUUAG
Messenger RNA from Emiliania huxleyi CCMP1516, 594 nucleotides. RefSeq lists its product as hypothetical. The transcript has a single exon. The coding region runs from base 1 to 594 and encodes 197 amino acids. NCBI's taxonomy places the organism in Eukaryota, Haptophyta, Isochrysidales, Noelaerhabdaceae. The record is from RefSeq and is a predicted model, not a curated record.